Messenger RNA from Cladophialophora bantiana CBS 173.52, 1359 nucleotides. RefSeq lists its product as uncharacterized. NCBI's taxonomy places the organism in Eukaryota, Fungi, Ascomycota, Eurotiomycetes, Chaetothyriales, Herpotrichiellaceae. Bases 1 to 1359 code for a protein of 452 amino acids. Gene Ontology annotation, biological process: reciprocal meiotic recombination; mismatch repair. The record is from RefSeq and is a predicted model, not a curated record. The transcript is spliced from 7 exons. Gene Ontology annotation, molecular function: ATP-dependent DNA damage sensor activity; mismatched DNA binding; ATP binding. Gene Ontology annotation, cellular component: nucleus.
AUGGCUUUCGAGCCACAAUCGAUCUCUACUAGUAGCAGAAACACUACGGCCGCAAGGCGAACAACAACUACUUCAAGGCCACAGACUCGCAGCAGGUCGCGCCCCAGGACUGCGGCAACCUCCACCAGCUACAGUGACAAUGAAAUCAUCUGUGCAGUCAGCGAAUCACGCGGUGUAUCUCCUACCAUUGGCCUCUCCUUUGUUAACGUUUCCACUUCUGAAGCUGUCCUUUGCCAAUUUACCGACACUCAAACCUAUGCUCGUACAUGCCACAAAAUCAAAGUCUUUGCUCCCUCUGAAAUUAUCUACAUGAAGACUGCCAACGAUUCGAAUCUCAUUUCGAUUGUUGCCGAGAACCUCGAGGUGCAAAGGACUAAUAUUGCCAUGACCGGGAUCGAGCGUAAAUACUGGUCUGAAACCAGCGGUCACGAUUAUGUCCAUUAUCUGGCCUUUCCCGACGAUCUGGAAUCGUUGAAGUUGUCUAUCACAGGAAAUUACUUUGCAACAUGCUGUUUUUCGGCAGCUUUGAAAUACAUCGAUCUGACCAUGGAGUUGACAUUCGCUCCGCAAACGCUGCGGAUUAGGUUCGAGCCUUCGGAAGGGUCGACAAUGAUAGAUCUCUCCACAAUGGCUUCCCUUGAACUGAUCCAGAAUCUCCAGAACGGCCAGUCCCGAGACUGUCUCUUCGGGUUGUUGAACCAGACUUUGACGCCAAUGGGCGCUCGCUUCCUUCGAAGCAACGUUCUGCAACCGUCGACCGAUGCGGAAAAGAUCAGAAAGAGACAGCAAGCUCUCAGCGAACUUACAUCGAAGGAAGACAUGUUCUUUACAGUCCGAUCCGCACUCAAAUCUUUUAUUGACGCCGAUCGUGUGCUAGCCGCGCUUGUUAUCAUUUCAACAAGGCAAGAUUUUCAUUUCAUGGAACAAUCAAUCAACAAUGUUCUCAUGCUCAAGAUGCUUGUGGAUGGCGUCAAACCAAUCUGGCAGGCUCUUGCUGGAGCAAGCAGUGAAGAGCUCCAGAUGAUACGUCAACUUUGCGAUCAAGAGAAUUACAUGGAAGUGGAAAGUUUGCUCGGACGUUGUCUCAAUGCUGACGUGUGCUAUUCAUCUAAACCACUCGAGCUACGAAACCAGAGGGUCUAUGGCAUUCAGGCCGGGGUCAAUAGUUUCCUGGACGUCGCUCGUCAGGCAUACAAGGAGCUCAACGCAGAUGUCUACGAUAUGUUCAAUCAGCUCAAAGAAGAGGGUGAAAUUGCCAUCGAACUCAAAUACGAUUCCAACAGACAAUACUACCUCCGUUUCCCAGCUAGCGAGAUCGAAGACAAAUCCAUCCCCGAAAUAUUCAUCAAUACCUACUAA